Sciurus carolinensis (gray squirrel) is the source of this 4118-nucleotide messenger RNA. RefSeq names its product epithelial cell transforming 2 like (gene Ect2l). Gene Ontology annotation, molecular function: protein binding; guanyl-nucleotide exchange factor activity. Bases 287 to 3166 code for a protein of 959 amino acids. NCBI's taxonomy places the organism in Eukaryota, Metazoa, Chordata, Mammalia, Rodentia, Sciuridae. The record is from RefSeq and is a predicted model, not a curated record. The transcript has 22 exons.
CCUGGGGCUGCCUGCUGCAGAGCUGGCUCUCACUGUUCGCUGCACGGUCCCAAGAGGAGACAGCCGCCACCGCGCUGGGCCCCUGUGCCACUUCCCGGAGACAGGGCCUCACUAAGUUGCCCACGCUGUCCUCGAACUUGUGAUCCUCCUGCCUCAGCCUCCUGAGUAGCUGGAAUAACAGGUGUGCACCACUCUGCCACUGUAUUGGAUAUUUCUAAGUCGGCUUAAUCAUACAUCUAUUGAAAUGAACCUGUAGCUCCUAGAAGAAAGAAAAUAGUUUGCUGUGAUGUCAGUUGGGGAUUCUUCCUGGAAAACCCCAGAAAUGGAGAGCUUGCACACGAGAUUCAGCGCCUGGACACCUUUUAGCAACAAGCCACUAAAUAGACAGCUCUUUCAGGAAAGAGUCGCUCUGAUAAGUCAUUGGUUUGACCUCUGGACCAACAAACAACGUCAAGAAUUCUUAUUCACAAUCCUUUUACGAUGCACUAAAUCACAAUUAAGGUUUGUCCAAGACUGGUUUUCAGAAAGGAUGCAAGUGGCCAGAGUGGACUUCUCUACAGUGUUACCACGCUCCAUUUCUCUGUAUAUCUUCUCCUUUCUGAACCCAAAAGACUUGUGUGCAGCGGCUCAAGUCAGCUGGCCCUGGAAGUUUUUAACUGAACAGGAUUGCUUAUGGAUGCCCAAAUGCAUUAAGUUUGGAUGGUUUCUGCCCUAUACACCAACAGACAACGAGUAUGGUGCUUGGAAGCGCCAUUACAUUGCUUGUGUGUCCAACCUAGAUUGGCUAACUCCCAGGGAGGCCGCUGCUAUUUAUGGGACACUGAAUGAACCCAAAGCAGAGGACGAGGAGCUUCAGGAGAGACAGAGAGAAAAGUGCCUAAGGAAAAUAAUUUGGGAGAAAAUCACACUACACAAGAAGGAGUUAUUCAAAGUUCGACCCCCUUGGGUGACUGGAACGUGUUGUUCCAGAUUGUCAAAAUCCAAAUGCCAACCACAUCUCUCCCAGACAGUGAGGGAUCGAGUGGGAUUACAUGAAGCUUUGGAGAAACAGCUUGUUUUGGCAUCGAUAGAAGGUUUGCCCAAACUAAGCAGUUGUUCUGGAAGUCGUCCCUACCCUUUAUUAUCAAAACAGAAAAGCUGGCAUGGAGUUUAUAAAAACGAAGACAGCUCCACAUAUGCUUCCUGGCCGCACUUCAUAUUAAUAUCAUCUCGGAUUCCUGCCUAUGAGAUGGUGGUGGAGAGCGUGAAGGCAGGUGUCAUUUCUGUGGUCUAUGAACAUGGCGGCAUGACCUUGGACAGCCUGCUCUACCUCAUAGGGAAAGCCCUGCAUGGGCGGAGGGCUCAGAGUAUGGGAAUCUUAAGUGACGGAGACAGCAGAGAAAUCAAUUUACUUCAAGGGUAUAAAAUUGGUAUUAAAAAUUUACUGAAGCCUGAAGUGAGAGACUUCUGGGAGAAAUUAGGAAGCUUUUUGGCCACCAAAGAAGAAGGGGGACAUGUGGACUUCUUCGUGCCACUUGGAGCAUCAGAGGCAGGCAUAGAAGUUCUCUCUCAGCUGUCUCAACUAACUGGCACAUUCUUUACUGCCCCCACUGGAAUUGCAACUGGCUCUUACCAACACAUUCUUAGUGACUGGUUGGGACCACAGCAGGAUGGGCCUCCCCCUUGCAUCUACUUCAGCGAAGCCAAGCUGCAGGCGUGGUGCAGCCUCACGGACGUCCUGGAAGAUGCCUUGAAAGCAGUGAGGAGAGAGUUCAGUCCUGUCUUCAAGGAGCUGCAGAAGGGCAUCAGUUGCAGGAUGAUAGGGCAAUUUAUGUUUGACACCAUGAGUAUGACAAGCAUUCUGAAUAACCAAGACAUUGCACAAGCUCUGGCAGACGGACUGAUGGAGCUGUCAAAAGAAAAUUCUGACAGACCUCUAGAAUUUUUGGCAUGUUUUCUGCUGAAGAAAUGUAGUGAAAAGAGCAAAGAUGAAGGAAAUGUUAUUCUGACAAAAUGUGACCCAAAAGAAACACUCGAUUUGUUCACGAAGGAAAGAAACAUCGUAGAAGACAACUCUCAGGACACAGAAUCAAGUUUCAGCAAAAGUGAUCUAGGUUUUGAGGUACUGCUUAAGCUGGAGAAAAAGCUGCAGAGGGACUCAGCAGAUAAGCGAACUAGUGCCGUCAGGGAACUCUUACGGAGCGAGAGAAAGUACGUGCAGAUGCUGGAAAUCGUGCGGGAUGUUUACGUGAGACCACUGAGAGCAGCACUGGCAUCAAACAGAGCGAUUCUGAGUGCUGCAAAUAUCCAGAUCAUUUUCUCCGAUAUUCUGCAGAUUUUAAGUCUCAACAGGCAGUUUCUAGAAAACCUGAGAGACAGAGUACAGGAAUGGAGCUCAAUCCACUGUGUUGGGGAAAUAUUCAUAAAGUUUGGAGACCAGUUGAACAUAUACACCAAUUUCUUCAACAAUUACCCUGUUGUUCUGAAAACCAUUGAGAAGUGCAGAGAAAUGACACCAGCAUUCCGAGCUUUCCUGAAAAGGCAUGAUAAGACCAUUGUUACCAAAAUGCUGAGCCUGCCGGAGCUGCUUUUGUUCCCGUCUCGGAGAUUUGACGAAUACCUGUCUCUUCUCUAUGCUCUGAGGCUUCACACUGCUGCAGGACAUGUUGACCGUGGGGACCUGGCCACUGCAAUUGACCAAAUCAAAAAAUACAAAGGUUAUAUAGAUCAGAUGAAAGAAAACAUCAGUAUGAAGGAACAGCUGUCCGAUAUAGAGAGACUCAUCUGGGGGUGCCCUAUUCUAUUAGAAAUGAACAGAUACCUGAUUAGGGUCCAAGAUGUAGUCCAACUCCACUGCCGUGAUGAGGAGAUAAGUUUCUCUUUAAGGCUCUAUGAACAAAUUCGUGAUCUCAGCUUCUUCCUCUUCAAUGAUGCACUGCUUGUUUCUAGCCGGGGCAUAUCUCACACUCCAUUUGAAAGGACUUCAAAAACAACCUACCAGUUCAUUGCAUCAGUGGCCCUUCACAGGUUACUGAUAGAAGAUAUUCCAGAUUCCAAGUAUGUCAAGAAUGCAUUUAUUCUUCAAGGUCCAAAAUGUGAAUGGAUUUGUGCUACGGAGGUGGAGGAUGACAAAUUCCUAUGGUUAUCAGUACUCCAAAAUGCGAUCAAAAGCAGUAUGAACAAGUGAAAAUGGACUUAAGAAAACGUCAGGGGUGCCAAUGCUCCCUGGCAAAGACAGGCAAUAUUGUUCUGUUCCAGAAUAUCCAGUAAGAAGCAGAAUGAUUAUCUGCCAUGAAUGAUGAGAGGAUGAACUAGAUUGACUUCAUCAUCUAUAAUAAAGUUAUGUGUAACAUAUAAGAACAAUGAGCCUAAAAUUUUGAACCACUUCUUUUGGUAGUUAUUUUUCUUGGACAUUAUUUAAAUUAAUUUGAUUGAUGUAAUGAGUCCUAAGAGAACAAACAUAUUGUGCAAAGAUUAUCUUUUUAAUGAUCUAAUGAAAAUACCACCAGAAUGAAAACAGUUUUUGACCAUUCUAGAAAGCUUAAUUUGAUGGUUUGCUAAUCAUCUUUAAAAUUUUCAUCAACAAUUAUUAAAAAUAUUAUAAGAAAUAUAAGUAACAACUUUCUAAACACGUGUCAAUUACAUCUUUAAUAUGACUGUACUUCUCUAGUGAACAUAAAAAAGUACCAUUACAAAGCACUAAAUUUUUUUUGUAUUUAGUUUCUUUGUUGCAAAACUAAAACUUAGACCUUCUAAAUAAGGUUUAAAAAUACUUUUGACAGUGUCAAAUUAGAAUAGUGCUGAAAAAUAAGCAACUGUUAUGAAACAAAAAUAAAUGGAAACCUACCAAAACUUGCCUAAAUGGAACUUAGCUUAAUAAAAAUGAAUAAAUUAACACAGUUCUGUUUAAAGCAAAGAAACAGUAAAAUAGUAGUUUCCUGGGCCUUUAAAGCAUUUAGUAGCAUGUUUAACUGAGGGUAUAACUUGGGGCCACUUGGAAAUUUUAGCUGAUGUAUGCAGUAGUAAUAUUUAUGCCUAAUUAAAGAUAAAUAAAAGUUAUAUAUAUUAAUCUUGGAAGCUUUUGAUUGCCAGAUUCCUUUUUGCUUGAUAAUCAAAGUAAUAACAUUUAUUGGUACAGG